UGUUUUUUUGUUCGGUGGAGUUAGUGAAACUAAUGUCGGUUUCUGACGAACAAAUCACGAAGGUAUUCAAAGCACGAAGAACAGUCGUGCAAAUGCUGAGGGAUAGGGGAUAUUCUGUCCCUGAUUCAGAUAUUAACAUGACAAGACAACAAUUCGUUGAGAAAUUUGGUGAGAAUGUCCAUCUCAAAAGGGAUGAUCUUUUAAUCCUUUGCAACAAAGGAGAUGCUCCAACUGAUAAGAUGUAUGUCUUCUUUUUUACAGAGGAAAAGGUUGGUGUUCCUAUUGUAAGAAACUGUGCAAAGCGUAUGAAAGCAGAUAAUGUUUAUAAUGCGAUUUUGGUUGUUCAAAGAGCUUUGACAGCCCCUGCAAAAGCAGCGAUAGUUGAAAUUAAUUCAUACUUUCACAUGGAAGUUUUUGAGGAGGCAGAGUUGUUGACCAAUAUCACAGAACAUAUGUUUGUCCCAAAGCACACAGUACUGAAAGGUCAAGAAAAAAAGGAAUUACUGGAAAAAUACAGGGUAAAGGAAACACAGCUACCUCGUAUUCUGGUCAGCGAUCCGGUAGCUAAAUAUUACGGCAUGAGGCGUGGACAAGUCGUGAAGAUUACUCGACAAAGUGUGACUGCCGACACAUACGAUACAUACCGAUAUGCUGUCUGAUUUUCUUCUCAUUUUACGGUUUUGCAUGAAAGUUGUACGGUAUAGAUGAUUUUUCUUCUCA
Molecule: messenger RNA, 720 nt
Organism: Hibiscus syriacus
Lineage: Eukaryota; Viridiplantae; Streptophyta; Magnoliopsida; Malvales; Malvaceae
Product: DNA-directed RNA polymerases II and IV subunit 5A-like
Exons: 4
Coding region: 33-659 (208 amino acids)
Biological process (GO): DNA-templated transcription
Cellular component (GO): RNA polymerase III complex; RNA polymerase I complex; RNA polymerase II, core complex
Molecular function (GO): DNA binding; DNA-directed RNA polymerase activity
Source: RefSeq, a predicted model, not a curated record